Messenger RNA from Gongylonema pulchrum, 501 nucleotides. NCBI's taxonomy places the organism in Eukaryota, Metazoa, Nematoda, Chromadorea, Rhabditida, Gongylonematidae. The record is from the annotation of a GenBank genome assembly.
AUGCCCAACUACUCGCUGGCAUGGCUUAUUGAGGAUCAAGUAGCGACAUACUACUGUGGAAUUUUACCCAGUGAAUUUUUUGUUGCUUUGGGUGAGCGAAAUGUACCGCAAUUCCAUUAUCUGAUCAUCAAAUCAGCGCUGCUCAUUUUAUCAAAAGCAAUGAUACUCGCUAUUAGUAAAUAUUUAGCUUCAAUAUUUUCACUGAAAUGUCGCGAAGUUUGCUGCAAAACACUGCACAAACACUAUUUUACGAAUUUUGUCUAUUAUAAGCUGACUUCGAGCAACAGCCAAAUCGACAAUCCCGACCAGCGCAUGACUCAAGAUGUGGAAAAAUUAACGCGAAUUAUAACGGUGGAUUUAUACACCCCAGUAACAACGGCGCCGUUUAUAACUGCUUACUAUACUUAUCUCACUUAUCGAAGGUUUGCUGCGAAAUCAGCUCAUAACUUAGCCAGGAAGCUGUCGAGGAAUUCAUUCAAACUAAGAUGCGAACGAACUUAG